Messenger RNA from Jaculus jaculus (lesser Egyptian jerboa), 1263 nucleotides. RefSeq names its product caspase-1. Gene Ontology annotation, biological process: proteolysis; regulation of apoptotic process. Gene Ontology annotation, cellular component: protein-containing complex. The transcript has 10 exons. The record is from RefSeq and is a predicted model, not a curated record. Gene Ontology annotation, molecular function: caspase binding; cysteine-type endopeptidase activity. Bases 13 to 1218 code for a protein of 401 amino acids. Lineage: Eukaryota; Metazoa; Chordata; Mammalia; Rodentia; Dipodidae.
GGGAGACAAGCCAUGGCUGACAAAGUCCUGAGGGAGAAGAGGAAGCCAUUUAUUCACGCGGUGGGCACAGGAACCAUAAAUGGCUUGCUGGAUGAAUGCCUAGAAAAAAGAGUACUGAACCAGGAAGAGAUGGAGAAAAUAAAGGUUGGAAAUGCCACAGUCAUGGACAAGGCACGAGACUUGAUUGACUCGGUCAUCCGGAAAGGGCCCCAAGCAUGCCAAAUUUGUAUCACUUACAUUUGUGAAGAAGAUUGCCACCUAGCAGGGACUCUGGGGCUGCCCUCAGGUACACAAACUGAAAAUUACCUUAGCACACAAGAUUCCAAAGAAGCACUUCGUUUCUCAGCACCCAAGGAAGAGCAGAGCAAGAAAAAUAGAACAGCCCUGAAACUAGAAGGGAACCUCAAGCUUUGCUCCUUGGAUACAGCUAAAAGGAUAUGGAAGGAAAAGUCAUCGGAGAUUUAUCCAAUCAUGGAUAAGAAUACACGCACCCGUCUUGCCCUCAUCAUCUGCAACACAGAAUUUGACCAUCUUCCCCGGAGGGCAGGAGCUGAUGUUGAUAUCAGGGAUAUGAAGAUUCUACUCCAAGAUUUAGGAUACAUAGUGGAUGUGAAAGAAAAUCUCAAUGCUUUGGAUAUGGCUACAGAAGUGAAGGCAUUUGCUGCCCGCCGGGAGCACCUGACCUCUGACAGUACUUUUGUCGUUUUCAUGUCUCACGGUAUCCGGGAGGGUAUAUGUGGGAUCAAAUACUCUGAGGAAGUCACAGAUGUAUUAGAUGUCAACACCAUCUUUCAAAUGUUGAACACGUACAACUGUCCAAACUUGAAAGAUAAGCCCAAGGUGAUCAUCAUUCAGGCCUGUCGUGGUGAAAACCAAGGAGUGGUGUGGUUGAAGGAUUCAGUAGGAGACUCUGGAAAUAAAUUCUCACUGGAUCUAGACUUUGAAGAUGAUGGCAUUAAGAAAGCCCACAUAGAGAAGGAUUUUAUUGCAUUCUGCUCUUCAACACCAGAUAAUGUUUCCUGGAGACACCCUGUUCGUGGCUCUCUUUUCAUCCUGGAGCUUAUCAAGAACAUGCGAGAGUAUGCCUGGUCCUGUGACCUGGAGGAAAUCUUCCGAAAGGUUCGAUUUUCAUUUGAACAACCAGAAUGUAGGGCACAGAUGCCCACUACUGAAAGGGUAACUUUGACAAGAUGUUUCUACCUCUUCCCAGGACAUUAAAAAGCCAGGACUUCUGUCAUUUUGCCUGAUUUUGGAUCUGUUAAU